UGUUGUAAAACGAUGCCGAUUAUAAUAAUUCACGAACAUACAUACUUCGUUAUAUGAAGGAAAGUAAUAAAAUUCAAUUAAAUCUCAUUGAAGUUUCCCGAAAAUUAAAGACAUUUUUAGUCAGAGCGAGGUGAUUUCAUUUCCAGUAGAAACACACUGGCGGGUUUGUUUCCAUACAACCACACAAAGCACGAAAAAGUCGUCUGCGGAAAUCGCUCACGCGGAACAUCUUGGAUAUCAUGGUGAAUCAUCGUAUCGAAGCUUUCGCUCUCUCGACUGAUUCAGUUUUAGAUGCGUCUUGUCGCUUGAUGUGUAACGAAGGCAGACGUCUAAAGGAUUUUGUAUGUGGAAACUAUCGGAACAAAAAUAAAUAUUGAAUUUUUUUUUUUACUUUGGAUAUUUCUACUAGGGAUUUAAGGAUGGCAGAGAAUGGUGUAAACGGUCACAAAAGUAGCGGAAUGGAGUGGAGAGUAGGAUUUAUGAAUUGUGCUUUGAAAUAUCUCACUGCUGAGACAUUUGGAUUCAAGGUUAACGCAUCUGGGGCCGCCCUGAAAAAGAAGCAAAUCUGGAGCAUCGAGCAGGACCCGGCGGAGGAAUACGUGUACAUCAGGAGCAGCCUGGGUCGCUAUAUGACGUCAGACAAGUACGGUAACGUCACGGUAGAGGCUGAAGAGAAGGGUCCCGACGAGCGCUUUGUUGUCGAGUAUUCCAAAGACGGCAAAUGGGCGUUCAAGCACGUCACCCACGGGAACUACUUCAGCGGAAUGGACGACCAGGUGAAAUGCUUCGACAAGACGCCGACCGACAAGAACUGGUGGAGCAUCCAGCUGUAUGUGCAUCCCCAGAUCCAUCUCCGGAACGUCAACCGCAAACGGUACGCCCGCCUGAACAAGGAAACCAACGAAAUGGAGUGCACGGAGAUCGUGCCUUGGGGCUCCGACGCCCUGGUGUUCUUAGAUUUCGUCGAAGGAAAGUACGUAUUGAAAUCCUGCGACAACCGGUACCUCCACCGCGACGGCCUACUGCAAGACGCCAUCGACGCCAACACCCUCUACAUGAUGGAGAUCCACUUCGGCUCCCUGGCGUUCAAGGACAGCGAGGGGCGCUACCUGACGGCGGUUGCGAAGGGGACGAUGAAGGGCAGCAAGAAGACGAUCACCAAGGACGAGCUGUUUACGAUCGAGGACAGUCACCCGCAGGUCCAGAUCGUAUCGCACAACGGGAAGAGCGUCUCUAUCAAGCAAGGCGUGGACGUCUCAGCCAAUCAGUCCGCGGCUGAGAUCGAGGACACGGAGAUCUUUCAGAUGGAGUACUGCAAGGCGUCGGACAUGUGGGCCCUCCGCACGAGCACCGACAAGUACUGGAACCUACAGGCAAACACAGGCACCGUUCAGGCAACCAGGGCGGAAACGCAAAAGGACAGUUUCUUCACGAUCGACUGGCAGGACGACGGCACCGUCGGCAUCAAGGGCUCCGACGGGAAAUACCUCUCAAACAAGCAGACCGGGAUUCUCUACAGUACCGGAAGUUCCCUCGAGGACAUGAACCGCUUCAAGAUCACGAUCGUCAACCGGCCGCUGCUGGUACUGAAGAGCGAGUUCGGGUUUGUGGGGACCAAGGGGAGUCAGUACAUCUGUAACAAAUCCAAGUACGACGUGCUGACAGUGAACGCUGCGGGCAAUGGUUUUUACACUAUUCAAGGACCAGACGGUAAAUAUUGGAACGUAGCAGACGACACAUUGGUUCACGCUGACGCCACCGGAAGCAAAUUCCAAUUCCAGUUUUGUGGGGGUUCCAUGAUGGCCAUCAGGGCGCCAAACGGAUGCUUUCUGAAGGGGGAGCAAAAUGGCCUAUUCAAAGCCAAUGGAAACGAAAUUGGCUCGACUACUUUGUGGGAAUUUUAAAGAUUCUUAUGGGUGCGGUGCUUAAGAGUACUAAGACGGUAUUUUCUGAAUGUUAAUAUUUGAGAAAUCUGGGGACAUGAUACCGAUCUGUAGAUUACCUAGACAAAGCUUAAUGCGACGUGCAAUUGAUAAUGUUGACAUAUUUCUUCUAGUAAGUAGAGCUUGUAAGAAAAAAUCAAAUUAUUUUUUAUGGUGUUCACACAACACAAUCGUACAUUUACCUACUUUGCAAACUUUUGUUGCUGUCCGUACAUCCAUGUUUUGCAUGUUUUUCCGGAUUCGUUCGAAAACCCGUUCUAGACUUUAAUCUCUAAUGGACACGCAAACGUAUCAGUCGGGUACGUACAGUUACGUUAAGCAUUUGUUUGUGUAUUAUGUAACUGCGAAUGAUGUAAAUACCUGUACAUUUGAUCUAUACUGUAGUCGUCAUAGGCAGUUGCUUUACUUGACCCAUUCCACGGUUUGCUCAUAUGUGCAUGCAAUCACGUGACUUCAGGACCUAACGCAUUGCCUCUAAAUUGGUCAUUGUCAGAACGGGUACUCUUUAAGUCCACUACAAUUUACCCCGGGUGCGGAAAAUGCGCACCCGACCAAAAUAGACUGUACCCGAGUUUUAUACCAGCCCGAAAUCCGACGUUGCAAAACGCGCUGAACACAUUAAGAAAAAAAUCCCUUUGCUACGGAAUACCGUUAGGACUAUCGUGGUUACACAUUAAAAUCCAGAGGGCGAGAAUGCGAGAACGCGAUCGUACGAUGGCGCCAAUGCGACAAUACGAUGACGACAGUGCGACAAUACGAUGGCGAGAAUGCGAUAGUACGAUGGCGAGAAUGCGAGUUCGCGAUAGUACGAUGACGACAAUGCGACAAUACGAUGACGACAGUAGGACAAUACGAUGUCGACAAUGCAAUAGUACGAUGGCGAGAAUGCGAUAGUGCAAUAAUACGAUGGCGAGAAUGCGAUAGUGCAAUAAUACGAUGACGAUAGUGCGACAAUACGAUGACGACAGUGCGACAAUACGAUGUCGACAGUGCGAUAGUACGAUGGAGACAAUGCGAGAAUGCAAGAACGCGAUAGUACGAUGGCGAGAAUGCGAGUUCGCGAUAGUACGAUGACGACAAUGCGACAAUACGAUGACGACAGUAGGACAAUACGAUGUCGACAAUGCAAUAGUACGAUGGCGAGAAUGCGAUAGUGCAAUAAUACGAUGGCGAGAAUGCGAUAGUGCAAUAAUACGAUGACGAUAGUGCGACAAUACGAUGACGACAGUGCGACAAUACGAUGUCGACAGUGCGAUAGUAUGAUGGAGACAAUGCGAGAAUGCAAGAACGCGAUAGUACGAUGGCGGCAUUGCGACAAUACGAUGGCGACAAUGCGAUAGUACGACGAUGCCAUCGUACUAUCGCACUGUCGACAUCGUAUUGUCGUACUGUCGCAUUGUCGUCAUCGUACUAUCGCGUUCUCGCCAUCGUACUAUAGCAUUGUCGCCAUCGUAUUGUCGCACUGUCGUCAUCGUAUUGUCUACAUCGAACUAUCGCGUUCUCGCACUCUAGCCCUCUGGAUUUUAAUAUGUAAUCACGAUGGCCCUAACGGUAUUCCGAACUUUGAACAAAACCUGCCUCAACAUGAUUUUUUGAGUAUAACUUUCGGCACUAUAGAGGCCAUUUUAAAGAAUAUGGACAUUAGUGUUAACAUUUUUUUAAUGAAUGAGCCGACAGCGACCAAUUGAGCGUUUGUUUACCCGAGUCUAUUUAGUAUAUUUCCGUACCCGGGGUACAAUGAAGUAUACUUAAGAGUACCCGGGGUACUUAUAACUAGUUCCCGAGCCAACAAUGACCCAUCGAGUCGAAUUGCUAGUGUAUUUUCCAUUACUUAGUUUGUUUAUGUUUUUUUUGUACUCAUGCAUAGAAUGGGACCAUACCAUGCAGUUUGAUAUUAAUGAGUUAGAUACUAAAAGGCCUUUGAUAACUGAAUCAAACACGCUUUAGUUCUGUGAUAUGAUAUUUUGUAUUCGUUGUUCUAAAUAAAUGUUGUAACCAUACUGUAGAACAUUCAUUAUGUAUUAUCAUAUUAAGUUAUAACUAUGGCAACGAUACGCUUUUGCCACACCUUCCUUUAGACGCAUGUUUUUCUCAUAAUGAUGUACUUGUCUGAUAAUAUGACUGUCAUAUCAUUUAUAUUCAUUUACUUAUGGUUGUAUAGUGCUGCUUCUAACGAGCUUUUUAUUAGCAUUAUAAGAUGGCUAUAUGAUAUCGACUUUCUUAUGUGCACUUCGUGUACCGGCAUUUUAAUUUGAGUAUAUAUUAGUCUGGAACCCUCAUAAGUGUUGCUCAUUGUUCAAGGAAAUAAAAACUUGCGAAGUUAGCAUUAUUAACAUUUAGAAAACAAACAGAUAAAGGUGAUUUUCCAAUUCUGAAUGUAAUUUCGUAAUGCUAAUUUAUCUGAAAACUUCCAUUGUGGUGGUUUGCCAACAAAGAAAGUGAUACCCAUAUUAACAAAUGCAAAUUCUAUUGAUUAUUCCUCCCAAUAAUUAAUUCCUCAGUUAACGGCAAUGUUAUCUCCUGUUCAACUUUUAAGCAGGGCAUGAUGUUUAGAACUGCGAAUCCAGAAAGAUAUCGGUUCAUGUGUGCACAGCAAAUACUAUCGGCGAGGUUCAUUCUUAAAUCGUGUCAUUUGUAACAUUGAAUUGUGCUGUUCUUGUUAAAAUGUUUUUUUUCUAACCUUAUUUGCAUUUUAAAUGUUGUCUUUAAGUUUUCAAGCAAUUUGUAUGUCUAAGGUUUUGUUAGUGCAUAUGUGCGUGUAUUAUAAUGUCUUACUAUGUUUGAAAUCGCUGCGAUGUUUUGAAGAAUGACACAAAAUGGUAGUCUUUGCUAAAUCUUUUGAUGUAUAAUCUGUGUUAAUGGUAUUAAGACAGGUAUUAAUAGUAUUGUUUGUAUAUAAAUAUUGAUGAAUGGAUUAAUAUCAUGAACACAAGGUUUAUUAGAUAUUACUGAAUAACAUGACUUGUGUAUUUUGUAAUAAACUGCCAAAAUCUUUAGCAAA
Messenger RNA from Dreissena polymorpha, 4944 nucleotides. RefSeq names its product protein singed-like. The record is from RefSeq and is a predicted model, not a curated record. Gene Ontology annotation, cellular component: cytoplasm; actin cytoskeleton. Gene Ontology annotation, molecular function: protein-macromolecule adaptor activity; actin filament binding. The transcript is spliced from 4 exons. Gene Ontology annotation, biological process: actin filament bundle assembly; cell migration; establishment or maintenance of cell polarity. Lineage: Eukaryota; Metazoa; Mollusca; Bivalvia; Myida; Dreissenidae. The coding region runs from base 420 to 1904 and encodes 494 amino acids.